Molecule: messenger RNA, 2778 nt
Organism: Thermothielavioides terrestris NRRL 8126
Lineage: Eukaryota; Fungi; Ascomycota; Sordariomycetes; Sordariales; Chaetomiaceae
Exons: 1
Coding region: 6-2645 (879 amino acids)
Biological process (GO): phosphatidylinositol-mediated signaling; autophagy of peroxisome; phosphatidylinositol-3-phosphate biosynthetic process
Cellular component (GO): membrane; phosphatidylinositol 3-kinase complex, class III, type II; peroxisome
Molecular function (GO): 1-phosphatidylinositol-3-kinase activity
Source: RefSeq, a predicted model, not a curated record
UCUCCAUGUCCCAUGUCUGCUCCCUCUUUGGCGAUGCCCACGCUCACUAUGACACCUGCCCGGCUUGCAGUCCCCACUCAGACCUCUACGUUACCGUCCAGGUCUGGGCCGGCUCCAAGCCCCUCACUGUUCCCGUCCAGACGGCCUACAAGUCGUUCCGGACCGAGAGAAGAUGGAACGAGUGGCUCACGCUCCCUAUCCCGUACUCGUCUCUGCCGCAAAACUCCCGCCUGGCCAUCACCAUCUGGGACUUGUCCCCGGCUGGCGGCGACGGCGCAAAGGGCCAUGCAGUUCCCUUUGGCGGGACGACACUCCCGCUGUUCGACAAGGACAACCAGCUCCACAAGGGCCGCCAAAAAUGCCAUGUCUACAGGCACAGGGAAGCCGAUGGCAAUGACGACUCACGAACUCCAUCCUUCCUCCCCAGGAGGCAGGCGGUGAAGGGGGCACCCGAAGACCGGGAAGCCGAUGAGCUGGACCGGAUGGAGAAGUUGUUCAAGAAGCACGAGAUGGGCGAGAUUCCCCGCGUCGAUUGGCUUGACCAACUCGUCUUCCGAGGCUUCGAGAAGCGCGGCCUGCAGUCUGCCAGGUCAUCCCGGAAGGCGGCCCAACGGCGGCAAGCGGCCCAGGCCGAUGGCGUAGGGGAAAAGGCAGACACAGAAGCCGACUCUGGCCCGCAACCGUCCAGUUUCAUGCUCAACGUUGAGCUGCCGAGGUUUGAUUUCCCGGUUGUCUUCGCCGACCACGAAUAUCCGCCGCCUCCGGUGUCGUCCUAUCUCCAGCUCUCUUCGUCCCAAUCAAACGUCAUCCUGAAACCGCCGCCGGAGGUCCAAUUCGGCCCAGGUAUCAAUGCCGUUGGUGACGACGAGGGCUACGGCGGUCGCCUAAUCCCGGUGUACGACCCAGAGGUUGCGGCGAAGGACAACCCCGCGGAAACCAAGCAUCGGAGGCUCGUGCGGAGCCAGCACCGCAGCGGCAACAUGGAUAAGGACCUGAAGCCGAACGCGAAGGUCCGAGACGAACUCAACACGAUCAUGGCGUACUCUCCGACCCACACGCUGACGCCUGAGGAGAAGGACCUGAUCUGGAAAUUCCGCUACUACCUAACCCGUAACAAAAAGGCGGUCACCAAGUUUGCCAAGUCGGUCAACUGGCAGGACGUGUCGGAGGCAAGACACGCUGCUCAGAUUCUCGGGAUGUGGACGGAUAUUGACGUCGAUGACGCCUUGGAGUUGCUCGGCCCUACCUUUGACAGCCCGGCUGUGCGCGCCUUUGCUGUCGACCGCCUGCGCAAGGCUGACGACCACGAGCUACUGCUGUACCUGCUGCAGCUGGUGCAGGCGCUGAAAUACGAACACAUCUCGCCGCAGUCCGGCCACGAGGUGACACAAGAUUCGUCGCUCGCUCGCUUCCUCAUCUCGAGGGCUGUCAGCAGCUUCACGCUCGGCAACUACUUUUGGUGGUACGUGAUGGUCGAGUGCGACGACAAGUCGCAGGACCAAGGACCGCACAACCAAGCGGUCUAUGGCAAGAUUGCGUACGACUUCAUGACGGAGCUCGUCAAGCAGCCAGGCGGUGAGGAGACGCGGGCGACGCUGCGAAGACAGGCCGAGUGGAUAUCGAUCCUCUCCAAGAUCUCGGGCGAGAUCAAGGCGUCCAACGAAUCCAUCGCCAAGAGGACCGAGCGGGUAAAGCACUUCUUAGCCGAUCCCAAAAACGAGCUCGUCACCAUCGACCCGCCGCUUCCCUUGCCGCUAGACCCGUCCGUAGAGAUCAUCGGCGUCGCACCUGAAGAAACGGUCGUCUUCAAGUCGUCGCUGCAUCCGAUCAAGGUCUCGUUCAAGACGACUGCCGGCCGCAAGUACCCCAUCAUCUUCAAGACGGGCGACGACCUCCGCCAGGACCAGCUGGUGAUCCAGAUCAUCACGCUCAUGGACGACCUACUCCGAAAGGAAAACCUGGAUCUGAAGCUGUCGCCGUACAAGAUCCUGGCGACGAGCACCAGCGCGGGCUUGUCGCAGUUCGUCCACUCCAUGAGCUUCCAGGCGAUCACGUCCAAGUACCGCAACAACCCGGCGCUCUCCUACCUCAAGCAGAACAACCCGGACAGCCACGGGCCCCUGGGCCUUCGGAAAGAGACCUUGGACACGUUCAUCAAGUCCUGCGCCGGCUACUGCGUCAUCACCUACAUCCUCGGCGUCGGCGACAGACAUCUCGACAACUUGCUGCUCACCCCCGACGGCCAUUUCUUCCACGCCGACUUCGGCUACAUCCUCGGCCGCGACCCGAAGCCGUUCGCGCCGGCCAUGAAGCUGUCCAAGGAGAUGGUGGACUGCAUGGGCGGCGCCAACUCGGAGCACUACCGCCAGUUCAAGCAGUACUGCUUCCUCGCGUACAGCGCGCUGCGCAAGAACUGCAACCUGAUCCUCAACCUGUUCUCGCUCAUGGCCAACGCCAACAUCCCGGACAUCAAGCUCGAGCCGGACAAGGCGGCGCUCAAGGUCAAGGAGCGCUUCCACCUGGAGCUGAGCAGCGAGGAGGACGCCAUCCGGAACCUGGAGAGGAUCAUGGACGAUAACCUCAAUGCGCUGGUGCCGGUGGUGAUCGAUAAGUUGCACGAGCUGGUGCAGGCGUUCCGGGCUUAGGCGGACGGGGUAUGUUUGGUAUGGGCUGGACUGGUCAGGUCACUUUGGUUUUUCUGUCACUGCAGGAGUUAUAGAGUCAGUGGGAGGUUGGUCUUUUAGCGGAGUUGGGCGCAUCCUCAUCCUCUUGCAUGGA